UAAUUGCAUGUUCAAGCUAAUACUUGUGAGGAAAAUUGCUUAACUUUAAAUAUUUUGAACAAAUCAUCUCACACUUGAGCAUCAUCAUCGUAGUACAAAAUACUAAAGUAGAUUUCUUUGCUGACAAUAUUCAAUAGCCAUGAUUUUACCAUACUAUUCUUGAAGAAACAAUUAUCAAUAGCAUGCCUAGAGAGAGAUCCAUCAACAAAUCCUAACUUACUCUUAGCAUCAAGACUAAUUAUCAUAGCUGUUGACCAACUAGUAUAAUUCCAUCAUGAGCAUGAGAUUGAGACUAUUGGUAAUGAUCUCCUGAAUGAAGAAAGAAUCGGCUAUGCGUACUGUCAUAGGACUCAGUCGUCAUGGGAAUCUAGUUAGAAUCAUCACUACUGAGUAAAUCGUGAGAUUGUUGUUGUUUUGCAGAGAAAUCUUCAGGUUCAUCUAGAAUCGGUCUAACCAACCUAUUUCGAACUUCAAAACCACCAUCGUCCUGUGUAGAACUUCGAAUUCUUAAGCUAGAUGAGCUUCCAACCUAAGACCAAUUGGUGUUAAGUGGAGUGACUCAUCUAUCUUAUAUAUUACUAAGGAUCCUUUUCAGCAUCCGAUGUGGGACACUUUGUGUCUAAUACGCCACCUCGAAAUGAUGGCUCUUUGAGCAUCAAUUUCAGAAUGCUCGGACAAGGAUCGAUGGGCCAAAUUUGGGUUGGAAGUCCAUCUAGCUUAACAUGGUAUCAGAGCCCGAUCCACACAGUCCAAUCCGAUCCACAUCGAUCUGGCCCAAAGUUGGCCCAUCGAUCCUUGUCCGAGCAUUCUGAAAUUGACGCUCAAAGAGCCAUCAUUUCGAGGGGGUGUAUUAGACACAAAGUGUCCUACAUCGGAUAUUGGAUGUGAUCCUUAGCAAUAUAUAAGAUGGAUGGGUCACUCCACUUCAUCAUUCCUCCUCGUUUCACCACCCUUCUUUCCAUUUUUAUGCUUCUCAUAUAUACGUAUAAACCCUAAUUGAUAGGAAAAUUCAUAAAAGAUUUCUAUCAAUUAGGAUAAGACAAUCUAAACUCCAUCAUUCAGUAAUCAUAAUAAAUAUUAGUCGAAAAAAUACGUACAAACCAUAAAAAUAAGCUUGCACCUGCAUGGGAGUUAGAGCGUUAUGAUUAGUGAGACACAUUACAUCAAAUUAGUGAAUUUUCAUGACUGUUAACCAUCAUAGGAACAAUAGGAUUAGAUAGAAAAGGAAUGAGUAGGAAUAAAAUUUUAGGAAUGAUGGUUCCUUAUCAAAAUUAAUGAGGAAUAUAUUUGUUCUAUAAUUCUCUACGAACAAAGGAAUGAAGAGGAAUGAAGAGGAAUGAAAAGGAAAAUACAUUCCUCAUGAAUGAUAAAAAAUUUAAUGAAUAUUAAGGAACAUAGUAUUCCUCCUAGUUCCCUUCGUCAGUCAAAAUCCAUUCCUAAUGUGACGUGUCUCGUGUCUUUUCUUUAAUGUGCCAACAGAACUUGUAGACUUGUAGUAUAAUAAAAACAUGAGCGUGUUCCUGUGUAAUUAAUCAUCUACCCCCAUUUUUCGGAUCCCAUUUGUAACGAUAAGAGUCAUCACAUGUUUCAGUCUGGCAGAUCCAGAUUAGUGGAAUUGAAACGUGAUACAAGUUGGAUUAGUUUAGCUUAAAAACAGAGUGCAGAAGAGAUCAAACGUAGAAUAUGCUUCCUUUCCAAUUUGAAAAUCUAACAAAAUACCACAUUGGUUUGAAAGGUUCUUUCACGAUUUAGAUUUGGAAUUAUUGAAAGUUGAAACAGUAUUUAGUACUACUGAGUAUUAAAAACUGUUUCGUGGACAUUGACUUUUGAGAUUAAUUUUUAUUUUGAGGUGAAGGCGGCAAUAGAAGUAGAAAGGGGGUUAUUAAUUAAAUUGCAUGUCAAAAUCUUAGGCAUCAGCAUGGUGAUUUUCUUCACAAGUUUUUCUAAAUUAAGAUAUUAAUAUUUUAAAAUAAUUUAAUUAUGUUAUUAAAAUUAAUACAGUAGUAAUUUUCUCUUCUUUUUUUGAACCAAUGUAAUAUUCUCUUCAUCACUUACUUUUUAAUUACUAUUUUGGGCAAGAGACUUUAUUUGAAAGAGUACCAAUGCAGAUACUAUGUGGGUUUGUUACUCAUCGACAAUCCAUUACAGCUUAAACAGUGGAAAUUAUUGAUUACAGAACAUGGCGUUCAAUUAGUAAGCCACCAGAAUACACCAAAUCCUCGACAAUCACGACUUAAAAGUUCCUAAAUUAACAUUUUUUAUCUUUUAUCAUAAGCUCUCUCCAGUUAUUCCGGUUUAAUUUAAAUUUACUUUUUCUUUUUAAUUAACCACAGUGUCCGGCGACUGAGAUCAACCAACUACUCUAUAGGCAAUGCAAUGUUAAAUUAUCGGGUAGUCAACAAGGGUCGAAUUGCAGAUUCACCGUAUUGGGGUUAUCCCUCAAAUUCCACGAGUCCAAGACCCGAUGGUUUUCCCGGUAUAGCACACUGAAGUAAAACAAGACAUCCUACUACAAAAACAGAGCAGCGAGUUUCUCGUGUCUAUUUUCCAGUGUCAGUGUCUACAAAUGGAAGCAUAAAAUAUGUGUUUUGGUCUUAAUACUCUCCCUAACGUUCUUAACAGCCCUCUCUGUCAUAAGACCAACCUCUCUGUCUUUCCUCGCCGUUUGCUUCAAAACAACACUCUUUCCUCCAAGAAACUCAUGACAAAACACGACUUGUCAUGUGUACAGGCUGAGAGUAGUGGCUAUCUUGAGAGUACUCGUCCAUUGACCUACUUUUCCCCAUCUACUUGGGGAGAUUACUUCCUCUCUGUUCCCAACGAUGACUCUGAAUUUGAGGCACUUGAGCAAGAAAUUGAAUCUGUGAUGAAACCAAAGGUAAGAGACAUCCUCAUCUGUCCUAACAGUUGCGACAAGGAGAAGAUUCGUAUUAUCCAUUUGCUUAUCAGCCUCGCCAUCGCUCAUUAUUUUGAGAGCGAAAUAGAAGAGAUUCUACACCAAGCUUUCUUAAAGCUGGACUACUUAAUAUCAGAAGAAGAUGAUCUGGAAACAAUUGCAAUCAUGUUUGAAGUUUUCAGACUAUACCAACACAAGAUGUCUUGCGAUGUGUUUGAGAGAUUCAAAGGUGAAGAUGGAAAAUUUAAGGAAAGUGUGGCUCAUGAUGUUAGAGGAAUGCUACAGUUGUACGAAGCAGGGCAUCUCGGACUACCGUCUGAAGAUAUAAUGGACGAUGCAUUGACUUUCACGAGGCAUCACUUGGGGUCGUUGACUGGCGAAGAAACUAGCCCAAAUCUCUUUGAGCAGAUACAACGCACAUUGUAUAGAGCUCGAUAUCAUAACAUCGAGAUAGUGGUCGCACGACAAUACAUCUCUUUCUACGAACAGGAGGAAAGACACGACGAGAUGCUCCUCAAGUUUGCAAAGCUCAACUUCAACUUUUGCCAAAUGCACUACAUCAAAGAGCUUAAGAUUGUCACGAAAUUGUGGAAAGAGCUAGGUAUGACGCCUAAGCUAUCUUACAUAAGGGACCGGAUUGUGGAGGCAUUUAUUUUUGCAGUAGGAUUGUUUUUCGAGCCAAGGUAUUCACGUGGAAGAAUUCAUGCCACUAUACUUUCAAAGAUCGCGAGUGUCGUGGAUGAUACAUGUGAUGCAUAUGCCACUCUUUCAGAAGUUAUUAGUUUUCAUGAUGCUUUCCAAAGGUGGGAUCUUGGUGCCAUGGAGGAACUACCAACCAAUAUGAGAAUUGUCUACAAAAAUACGUCAGAAAUUGUUGAAGAAAUUGAUCGAGAAAUGAGAGCUCGAGGAAAGUUUGGUCGUUUGCAACCAACUAUAGAUGAGUUUAAGAGUCUGAUGAAACUGUAUCUGACGACAGCCAAAUGGGCACGUGCAGGGCACGUGCCAAGCUUUGAGGAUUACAUGGAGAAUGGGAGCUCCUCAUCUGGACUGGAUGACUAUGCAGCUUACGCAUAUAUAUCGAUGGACGAUUGUGAUGAGCAGCAAUUGAAAGAGUGGUUCAACUCCAAACCGAAAAUAUUUAAAGCUUCAAAUAAUAUAUUUCGUCUUAGAAAUGACAUUGCGACUUUUGAGCAAGAAAUGAGCAGAGGAGAGGUGGCGAAUGGCGUCAAUUGUUACAUGAAGCAACAUGGUGUUACCAAAGAAGCAGCUGUUGAAGUAUUGAGGAAGAUGGAACGAGAGAAAUUUAAGAUAAUGAUUGAGGAAUUUGUUUUGACGAAAGCUGUGCCACGACAGAUUCUGCUGCGAGCCACCAACAGUGCACGUAUGAUUGAUUUGUUUUACAAGGAAGGUGAUGGAUAUGGCCAUCCCGAUCAAAAACUAAAAGACAUUAUUGCCUCUGUGUUCCUCCAUCCAGUUCCUCUUUGAAAACUUAUGGAAGUUAAGAGUGAAUUUAGGAGAUAUAUAAUCAUUCUACUAUCUUCAACAUCUUUUCUUUGUAUUUCAUGUGCAUUGAGAACUACUCGUGCCCUCUCUCAUACUUUUUUGUGUGUUUUAAAAAUUGAAUAAGAAACUUUCCAGUUUUAUCUAAUAAGUAAUUGUCAACUACACAUGUGCAGAGCUAUUCACAACAUAGUGGGGUCUGACCCCACCAAAUUUACAAAAUUGCUUUGUAUUUAUUCAAAUAUUACUGACCCCACUGAAUUACAUUCUGACCUCUUUUGUUUUCUGUUUAAGUCCUCAACCUUUUAUUGUUUUUUUCAAGUCCUCAACUUUUUAUUCUCUUUUUUUUUCACCUUCAGUUUCAGUUUUCUAAUGUAUAUGACCCCACUAAGAAAAAAUUUCUGAUUCUAAAACUGAAUGCUAGUUCGGGAGCUGAAAUGACGUAAAGGAAAUGUAAUGAGAGAGUCAAAGCUGAUCUUUGUAUUUAGGGUUUGAAGAUUCUCGUAGCUAGACGAGUCCAUUUUUACAAUGGGUCGCGAGAAGUUUAUAAUUUAAAAUUUGGGUCACCAAAGUUUAUUGAUACACUAACCAAGUUUUAGGGUCACUUUCACAUCUACUAGACUCGUGGUGGUCUAGCUGGCAAUCUAAGACCCCACAUUUAUGGAUGUUAAGAGAAAUCAGACAAGGAAGAAAGGUCGGUAAAUUCCAUGUUAGCUCCGGACAUCUUAGUAUGAAAAGUGUACUUUGAGAGAAGGGAAUAAGUCUCCUUUAGUGACCUUUGUGUGUCUAACCAGUCUUCCCAAUUAGGCAGGUUAUCAAAUCGCAGUGUUUCAAGGGAUGGACUUGAGCAGAAUUCGGAACCGAUGCUUCUAAGCUCGGCUAUUCCUGAAAUGUGAAGUUUUUUUGAGACCUAGUACUAGGCUAGUAGUUGACGAAGAGAUGGCAAACUGGAAUAGUGCUACAUUCGCUUAGGCGUAUGCACCCAAUCAGGGCCGUCUCAAAUUAAUUUUAGACCCUGUUCAAAAAAAUAUAUUAAUCGUACAUUUUAUCAAGUAAUUUUAAAAUUUAAUAAUUUUAUCUGAUUUUUUUAAUUAUAAACUCUAAAUUUAACAUUAUAUCUAAAAUUUUGAAGUUUCUGACCAUAAUUUAUCUAUAUAUUUUUUAAAAUUCUUAGACUUUUUUAUUUUUAUAUUUCGGGGUCUUGUUCGAUCGCUCCACUUGCGCGUGCUGUUAGACGGCCCUGCAUCCAAUCUUGAGAAUGUGGAAUCACUCAACCAACCUGGAAACCUUCUUCCGUUGUUUCUCUUUGUGUUGCUAUCUGAGCUACUAGAUCCAGUUCUCUAGACAAAAUCUAUCUCCUUUAGAUGAGUUUCUUUCUGUCUAAAUUUUCUCCUGCAGCAUCAGCGACGUCCACAACUCGUUGUAGCUAGACAAAGUUCAUUGAGUUCUCCAAGUUCACAAAUCCUUGUCCCACCACUAGCAGUGAAGAACAAAUUUUUAAGAGUCUAGAUGCUCUUCAGUCUACCAAAUAUCCGCGGCACCUUAUUUCUUCGUCCCAAUCAGAUCAAGAUACCACAGCUUAAUGAGGUUGCAGAUGUUGUAGGUAGCUCCUUUAGACUAGAACAGUAUGCCUAAAAAAGUGCUGCAGCCUGCAGGUUAUACAUAUAACAAAGGGAUUUCAGAAGUUUCUGGAAUUCAAUGCAAGAGAGAUCCAAAAACAAGGCAUGGCUUAGGAUAUCCUUUAGCCCUAGGAAUCCGAAGUGAGCAUGCUCUAAGAUCAAAUCUCGCAUUCCUGAUUUGUACCUGACGGUAAAUUGGUAAUUUUUCUUUUUUAGAACUAACUACUAUGCAUACAGUUAUUCUAAUUAUUACUUGAACUUCUUACGUUAUAAUAUACUAGGUUAAUACCCGCGCUACGCUGCGGACAGAGAUUCUAUAUAAAUUUUGUAUUUUACAGAAUUAGUACUAAGCUAAUUUCAUAAUGUAAUUUCUGCAACUCUUGAUAGUGUAUCAAAUUUGCUUAAACAAUUUUAAAAAGUAUACACACCAAUAGAUAUUAUAAAAUUUUAUCUUAUUGAUAAGGUGGCAUUUUAAGGUGUGACUUGUUUCUUCUAUGGCUAUCAAGAGUUGUUUUUAGAAGAAUCUGAUCUGAACAUGUUACAUAGGUGGUUUGUUUUUAGAAAACUCACCAAAAUUCUAUUGAAAAAAAUGUGCUAGCAUGGAAAGGUAUACCGUGUACCUACAAUAUACAUUCAGACUUUAGCUUUUACGGUGCUUUUUAUUAAUCUGAGAUAGUCAUAUACAACUUUCGCAUAUGGAUUGAACAUCAACCUGAGUUUGAAAACAAAUUAAAGAUAUGAAAAAUAUUUUGUCUUUAAAAAAGAAACUCUAUAUGAUCUACAUAAUACUUUUCAACAUGAAAAAUAAGAACAAAUUCCUUUCGCUCUUUUAGAAAAAGGAACAUUGUGAAAUUAUACAGCAAGAAAAUGUUGUAACAGAUGAAAUCCUUGUAAAAAAAAGUAAUUCCAUUUCCAGAAUCAGUACUCAUGAUUCAUUGAGAAUCUUGUGCAGAGGUUCUAAAACUUGAAACUUAGUAAAAAGUAAAAGAAAUUUUAGUUUUCUAAUUGUCUAUUUAUUUUUCGUAUAUUGAUAAUAGAAAGUAAAUCCUUGAUCAAAAUAUCAAACUCUACAAUUUCAUUCCUAAUGUGCACAUGACGAUGACAUGUAGGAAAUAUUCUUCUAACAAUUUCAGGAGAAAGUCAAAAAGACCUAAACACAUUUCCAACACUAAGAGGAAAUGUGUACACAGCCUCCUUAAAGGUAAACAUUAUGACCAUAAAUUAUGGCAAGAAAAAAACAAAUAUCAAAACCAGCAAAAAAGGUUGAAGGAAUAUUAGAGAUUUCAUACUUGGAUUCUCUCGGAUGAUAUAGCUUCACCAUUAACUCUUAAGGCCAUCAAAAUGACAAAUGUUACUUUCUCUUUCGCUUACUUCUUCGAUGUCUCUCACAUUUUGACAUUGAAAACAUAAAAAAAUAAAGAAGUUUGACUGUGGUUAAUCGGGCCUCCUCAUGGUCUUGGACUGCAAUUUUGUUUUAGUUUUAGAACCUUCAUCUCCUAAUUUGCCAAACAAAAGUUCUCACAAUCUCGAAAUCUCAGUUUCAUUAAAGAUCAUUCUUAAGAGCGAUGAAAAGGUGAGAACACAUUUAGUGUUACGAAAAAACUUGAGAAAAUCAGCUUAAAUAAACUUCAUGAGGCUCAAAUUUCAUCAGCUCCUCAACAUUCUUCACAACAUUAAUCUUCUUAUACAAAACACCUUUCAUUGCCUCCAUGGCCUAAAUACUCUAUUAUAAAAAUCUCUUAUGCUUCAUAGUCACUAUUUCAGGAUUGAAAAACAAAUGAAUGACUAAAUAUUACCGUAAAAUUCCCCAUAUUGAAGGAGACAAAAGAAAGCAGAUUAUCAUAUAGACGUUUUUAACAAUGGCCAAGUUCACCGUUACCGUCACCUUUUCUUCUCGACGUUGGCUCACUCAGUAAUCGUUGCUGAUAACCUUACCACUUUAUCAGAUGAACCCGGCCCAGAUACCACAAACCCAUCCCUUACCGUAACCGUUUCAGGACCAGAAUUAAUGUAAACCGAUAUCACUAUACGACGAAUUUAGUAAACUUUCAUCUGAAGA
This is a messenger RNA of Brassica napus (rape), 8074 nucleotides long. RefSeq names its product terpenoid synthase 25-like. Gene Ontology annotation, molecular function: terpene synthase activity; magnesium ion binding. Lineage: Eukaryota; Viridiplantae; Streptophyta; Magnoliopsida; Brassicales; Brassicaceae. The coding region runs from base 2582 to 4381 and encodes 599 amino acids. Gene Ontology annotation, biological process: diterpenoid biosynthetic process. The record is from RefSeq and is a predicted model, not a curated record. The transcript has 7 exons.